Molecule: messenger RNA, 246 nt
Organism: Dothidotthia symphoricarpi CBS 119687
Lineage: Eukaryota; Fungi; Ascomycota; Dothideomycetes; Pleosporales; Dothidotthiaceae
Exons: 1
Source: RefSeq, a predicted model, not a curated record
UGGGGCGGAUCCUUGCCCUUCACACUUACACGCGGGUCUGAAAGAUCCCUAUGGACGGGUGUCAACAUCCAGGAGUUGCCGAAGACUUUCCGGGAGGCCGUUGAGGUCUGGCGCGAUCUCGAUAUCCCAUACCUCUGGAUCAAAUCUUCGCGCAUUUUUCAAGACAACGAUGACCUAUCCGAUUGGCAUAGGGAAGCUGCAUCCAUGAGACAGGUUCAUGCUUCAGCUUUAUGCAACAUAGCAGCA